Molecule: messenger RNA, 990 nt
Organism: Bipolaris victoriae FI3
Lineage: Eukaryota; Fungi; Ascomycota; Dothideomycetes; Pleosporales; Pleosporaceae
Exons: 3
Coding region: 1-990 (329 amino acids)
Source: RefSeq, a predicted model, not a curated record
AUGUCUACCGUAGUUGCAGUUGCCGGCGGAACCGGCGGUCUCGGCCAUGCUAUUAUCGACGCCCUGAGGUCAGAUAGAAGGUACGAAGUCCUUGUUCUGAGCCGAAAGGUAUAUUCCAUUAUACAGGCGAAUCCAAAAUUCGAAGAGGACAACAAGAUUCGCGUUCUCAAUGCGAACAACUACUCCGAUGCCGACCAGCUCAAGACUUUACUUGAACAGAAUAGAGUUUCAGCAGUGAUCUCAAUCUUCAAUGGUCCUUUGGGUUCCCAAGAAGAGCUGAAUCUUAUUGAAGCCGCUGAGCGUUCGAGUACAACCAAGAGACUCAUACCUAGCUUAUUCAGCGGCUUGCCCUUUACUGACGAACACGCUGAAAACCCUGUUUUAGCCUUACACGUAGCCGGUUACAAAAGAAUAACUGAAGCACUUGGCCAGACAUCACUAGAGUUUGCAGUGAUCCACCCAGGCGUUUUCAUGGACUAUUACGUUCCGCUCCCCACACACGUGACAGUUCUACCAAUCGUCGUCUCCCUAUCCGCUAAAUACGCUGCGAUACCAGGUUCUGGGAAUGUUCCAGUAUCGUUUACACAUACUUCCUCAACCGGCAAGUACCUGUCGCAUCUUCUGGCUAAACCUCCAGGGACAUGGCAGAAACGGUACUUCAUUUCGGAGGAUAAUCGAACUUGGAACGAGGUUGUUGCAUUGGCAGAGAAACACAUGGGAGUAAAAUUUGAAGUCGUGUAUGAUAGUUCAGAAAAGACAAGCAGGGGGGAAGUGAGUGAAAUGCCGGGAAUAGAGGUUCUUUACGAGUCGUUUGGGGGUGGGGAAGAAGCGAAACGGUUUGUGAUGGGGUGGCUUGCAGGGUAUGCUCAGUGGAUGGAGAAAGGUCAUUUCUGCUAUCAGGAGGGGCCUCUCUUAAGUGAGGAGUUCAGCGAUGUAAUUGAAAAGCUAACUUUCAAGAAGGCGUGGGAGAUGGCGGGAAAGAGUGCUUAG